UAAUGCAAGAUGAGAGAGAGAGGUAGAGAGAGAGAGAGAGGAGUAGGAGGCGGACGACGAGCACGGGCAACACGGACAUCAUGGAAUCGAGAGUAUGCAAGAUCCAGAGGAAGAAGCCCACAGAGAGGUCAUGAGCCAGCAAACCAAAGGCAGUGGGAACAGGGGGGAGCUGGAGAGGCAGCUUGAUCAGAUAUGGGUAGGAGAUCAAGAGCUAUGGGUUAAUAUUCCAAGAUAUGAUGAUGAGAAGAAAGAAGAAAAGAAGGGGAGAAAUGGACAAACAAUGACACCAAAAUAUCAGAGCAGGACCUAUGCCAAGGUUCUGCAAGGACAGGGAGCUAGAACAAAGGAAGGGGUGAGUAAAAAGGAAUCCAAAGUAGAUCAGACGAGAAGGCAUGGAAGAGGCGUGAUCAGAAACAAUGAGGAUAAUGGUAUUAAUGAAAGUAGAAAAAUAUGGAAAGAAAAAGGAAAGGGAGCAAGUUGGGCCGGGAUAGAAUACAACAUAAAAGAAGAAGAAUAUGCAUGGUUAGAAGGCUGUUAUGUGGGGACGGCACAUUUAGUUGAAAUGGUUAGAAAUUUGCAGGAGAAGUUUUACAUGGAGGGGUAUUUCUCAUGUAGAGUCCGAGCAAUGGGGGGUAAACUGGUUUUGCUGGACUGUGAGGAUAAAGAAGAGCUAAAGGACUUAGUUGAAAUGGCUGCAGAUUGGCUUGGACAACGGUUUGAAGAAGUUCGACCUUGGAAACCAAACUUGGUAGCUCAAGAAAGGUUUGUGUGGAUUAGGUGUCAUGGGGCACCUUUAAAUGCUUGGGGGUGUGAAUUCUUUGAAAAAAUGGGCAGCUCUUGGGGGAAAUUCAUUUGUCUAGAUGAUAGCACAAGCAACAAAAGGAGGUUUGACAUAGCCAGAUUUCUGAUCUCAACUCCAAUUAUGGAUACAAUUACAGUUACACGCCAAGUUAAAGUCAAUGGGGUGUUGUUCAAUAUUAAGUUUAAAGAGGAAGAAUUUACCAACAGCUUUUUCUCCUUGAAACAAGAUUUCAUACCCUCAUUUCAUAGUGAUUCAGAGGAUCACGAAUCAUGGUCACUGGGUACUGAUUUGGAUGCCAUGGAGGAAGGGGUUGAAAAAACCCAGGAACCGGGUGAAGUGAGAAGCACAGAUGCAGGGAAAGAAGAUGAUGAGGUGGCGAGUGGAAGGGGAAAAAAAAAAAAAAGAGCAGAUAAUAUAGGGAGGCUGGAUGUGACGCAAGAGCAUGGGGAAGAGGCAAGGCGGAUAGAGCAGAUCCGGAAGAGGAAGAAAAGGAAAAGUCGUUCUUGCAAAUCUUUGUACUCCAACGCUGCAGAUGCUGGUGUAGGAAACCAGAGAAGGAACUCCCAAGGAAGGAAUCAAACUCAAGGAAAGGAAGGAAAGGUAACACCGGCACUCAUCUUGUCUUCUACUAGUAAAAUAGCUGGGGAAUCAAUUGGAGACGGUGGAAUCUUGAACUGUAAUAGACUUGUGGAGAGGCAAAGGCAAGAACAACUAGCGGAGGACAUUUGGGAAUUUGCGAAAAGCCUAGGGGUGGUGGCAGAAAAUGAACAGCAGGUUACCCAGAGAAUUGAUGAAAUGGAGAAACGAGAUAAAAAGGAGAAAACAAACAUGGUGAUGACAGAGGUGACAGGCAUCAAAGAGGAUGAUUUUGAUUGGGUUGCGAAGGCAUCAAAUGGAAGGUCAGGAGGGUUGCUCUCUGUUUGGAACUCAAAAGUGUUCAGAAAGAAUGGGGUAAUUGAAGGGGAAAAUUAUUUGGGAGUAUGCGGGUUGUGGGGAGAGGAAGACACUGUAGUUUACAUAAUCAAUAUUUACUCUCCAUGCUUGCUGAUGGGUAAAAAAGCAUUAUGGGAAGAAUUACAGAGAUUAAUCACUAGCAAAGGGGGGAAGUGGUGUUUAGCAGGGGAUUUUAAUGUAGUGAGAAAAGUAGAAGAACGAGCAGGGAGCAGGGAAAUAACCAGGGAAAUGAGGGAAUUUGAUGAUUUCAUACUAAAUACAGGCCUAAUAGAUCUACCUUUGGCGGGAAGGAAAUAUACUUGGUAUAACUCCAAUGGGCAAUACAUGAGCAGAAUUGACAGAUUCUUGAUGUCGGAGGAGUGGAUCUUGAAUUGGAGUGAUGUGAAACAAUGGGGUUUAAGCAGAUCAGUAUCGGACCACUGCCCUAUCCUGUUGAAAAAUGAGAGCAUAGAUUGGGGUCCAAAACCAUUCAAGUUCUUCAACGCUUGGCUGGAUCAACCGGGAUGCAAGGAGAUAAUCACAGAAGUGUGGAAUUCUACCAAGGUAAUGGGGUGGAAUGGGUACAUUCUAAAGGAGAAGUUGAAAAGAACUAAGAAUAAGCUAAAGCAGUGGAGCAGAAAUGCCAUAUCAGAAGUGGACAGAAAGGUUAAAGAAGCUGAAAAGGAGAUAGCCGCAAUUGAUGAAAAAGGAGAAAAGGGCCAACUCUCUCCACAAGACGUGGAACAAAGAAAAAAUUACUUUCUAGAAUUGUGGAAGAACAUAAAAAUCAAAGAAAGCAUGUGGCAACAAAAAUCAAGAAAAAUGUGGCUAAAAGAAAGGGACGCAAAUACAAAGUAUUUUCAUACAUGUGUGAAAGGACGAAGUAGAAGGAAUGAAAUUCUUAGUAUUCAAAUCAAAGGUGACCAGCAUACAGGGGUGGCAAAAAUAAAGGAAAAGGUGGCCAAAUAUUUUGAGGAAUUAUUUACAGAAGAGAAAUGGAAGAGACCAAAGCUAGAUGGCAUCAGAUUCAAUAAGAUAUCUGAAGCCGACAAUGACAUCCUAACAGCAACCUUCUCUGAAGAAGAAAUUAAGGAAGCAAUAUGGGAUUGUGAAUCUUCAAAAUCCCCAGGCCCAGAUGGAUUCAAUUUCAGUUUUGUAAAGGCUAUGUGGGAAGAUAUUAAAGUCGAUAUUGUUGGGUUUGUGCAUAAGUUCCAUAAGCAAGGCAAGAUUGUCAAAGGAUCACAUGCCUCAUUCAUUGUCCUAAUCCCCAAAGUGGAAAACCCCCCAAAAAUUGAAGAAUUCAAGCCCAUCUCACUCAUUGGGGUAAUGUACAAGAUCCUAGCAAAGCUGCUUGCAAAUAGAUUGGGGAAGGUGAUUCAUAAGGUGAUUGGGGAGCAGCAGAUGGCUUUUAUUAGAGGAAGACAACUAGCAGAAGGGGUAGUGAUUGCAAAUGAGGUGAUUAACGAGGCCAAAAGGAACAAGAAGAAAUCCUUCCUCUUUAAAGUUGACUUCGAAAAAGCGUACGAUAAGGUAUGCUGGAGUUUCAUAAAUUAUAUGAUGCUAAGAAUGGGUUUUUGUGAAGCUUGGAGAAGUUGGAUACAAGAAUGCCUCCGAUCGAGCUCGGUAUCAGUUAUAGUUAAUGGAAGCCCGACAAGACAGUUCAUGGUCACAAAAGGUAUACACCAAGGGGAUCUUUUAUCCCCAUUUCUAUUCCUCAUUGUGGCUGAAGGAUUGAAUGGAAUGGUGACUGCAGCUGUUGAAAAGAAGUUGUACAAGGGUGUAACGGUGGGCAGCGAAGAGGCCAUGGUUUCACACCUACAAUUUGCAGAUGACACUAUCUUUUUUGGGGAGGCAAGCGAAGAAAACAUUUGGGCUAUCAAAUGCAUAGUGAGGUCCUUUGAGCUGGUUUCAGGACUAAAAAUCAAUUAUGCUAAAAGUCAGCUGAUGGGUGUUAAUUUAGAGGAAGGUUGGAAAGAAAAAAUGGCAUGUAGACUAUAUUGUAAAGGUGAGGAUCUCCCUUUUAAAUACCUUGGGAUCCCUAUCGGGGGGAAUCACAGAAAAUUAGCAAUGUGGCAACCAUUGGUUGAAUCUGUGAAAAGGAAACUAGCUCCAUGGAAAGGCCGACAUGUCUCCUUUGGGGGUCGCAUAACGCUCAUUAAUUCCGUGUUGUUCAGCUUGCCCGUGUUUCUGAUGUCAGUUUACCUACUGCCUAAAGGAGUGAAAGAGAUGAGGAAGUUUAAUUUGGCUUUGAUGGGGAAAUGGUGGGGUCGGUUAGCAAAAAAAGAACAGGGCCUGUGGGAUAAGGUAAUAGAAAGUAAGUAUGGUGGGAGAGGAGGUAACUGGUUUGAGUGGGUGAGAGAGGGAAGGGGAAUAGGAUCACUAUGGUGGAGGGAUGUGUGUUGCCUUAAUUAUGUGGACGAGGAGUGCGAAGGGUGGUUAACAGAAGGGUUUAAGUUAAAAUUAGGAGAAGGAAAGGGAGUGAGUUUUUGGUGGGACAAUUGGGGAGGGGAAGGAAGCCUUGCUAAUCUUUUCCCGAGAUUGUACUCUUUAUCAACAGGAAAGGACAAAGAAUGUUGCCAAAUGGGUUAUGAGGAAAAUGGAACAUGGAAGUGGAAUCUUAAGUGGAAGAGAGCCCUAUUUGAUUGGGAAAGAGAAGAAGCUGCGGAAGUGCAAAGAAAGGUUGAUGGCGUGCAGCUAUAUCCAGGCAUGCCAGACGCAUGGAAAUGGGAACAUAGCAAGGAAGGCAACUACUCAACAAAAACAGCAUACAGAAUAUUAGCAAAGGAGCAAAAUGCACUGGGCACACUGUCAACUUACAAGAGAAUAUGGAACCUUACCAUUCCGAGCAAAAUCUCUGCUUUUAAUUGGCAACUGGUGCAGGAUAGAAUACCAACAAAGAGUAAUUUGCAAAGAAGAGGGAUUAUUAAUGCUUUGGGUGAGGAAAAUUGUGUUUUGUGCGAAAGGGAGAUCGAGGACGCCCAGCACCUUUUUUUGAAGUGUAGGAUAGCUAAAUGGUUGUGGAAGGCCUGUGGGAAAUGGUGGGGAAUUACCGUCACUUUAGAAUCAGAUUGCUGGACAUCCUUUGAACAAUUUAGGGGCUGGGCUAAGAAGUAACAUGUAAAGGAAGGCUGGGACUGUGUCUGGAACAUAGUGGUGUGGUCAAUAUGGCUCACGAGAAAUCAAAAGCUAACAAGAUCGCCAGUUUACCCCAUGAAGAACGAUUCACCCAAACAGAGGCAAAAAGUGGUUCAACUUUGAGCUACAGAAUUACAGUCAAAAUUUCUUAUUAAAGAAGAAGAAGAAGAAAAAGAAAAGACAUGGCGCUGAUUAGCGAGCUAUAACUACUCAUGGUUUUGAGGGAAAGGGUGUUGAUAAUAACAAACAGUCUAAUAAAAAUACCGGAUCUAU
This is a messenger RNA of Rubroshorea leprosula, 5143 nucleotides long. The record is from the annotation of a GenBank genome assembly. Lineage: Eukaryota; Viridiplantae; Streptophyta; Magnoliopsida; Malvales; Dipterocarpaceae.